AGGGUGAUGGAGUACGUCCAACUCGCUAACCUAUUGUGGAUCUGUCCGCUUCAGAUCGGUAUCAGUAUAUACCUGUUGUGGCAGGAGUUACAGUACGGAUCAUUGGCCGGACUUAUCGUUAUGUUAGCUCUACUGCCCGUUAAUGCCUUCAUCGGCGCGCGGAUGAGAGGACAACAGAUCCGUCUAUUGAAGCAAAGAGACCAAAGAACUAAACUCAUGAGCGAAAUACUCAACGGUAUUAAAGUGCUUAAACUGUACGCAUGGGAGACAUCAUUCGACCAAUUGAUCCGCAAAUUCAGAUCAUUAGAGAUGAAAAAUCUAAGAAAACAGGCCUAUCUAUCGGCCGGAAUCACAUUUGCUUUCAAUUCCGCCCCAUUUUUCGUGGCGAUCGCAAGUUUCUCCACUUAUUUAAUGAUAGACAGAAGCAAUGUGUUGGACGCGCAGAAGGUGUUUGUAUCGCAGGCUAUUUUCAAUAUACUUCGCCGACCAUUAGCUUUCUUUCCACAACUCAUCACAACAACAAUGAUGUUUUUUGUGUCAAUCCGUCGGAUAAAUAAGUUUAUAAAUUGCGAUGAACUGAAAGAUCAAUCGCCAAGUAUUGGCGGCAAUCAAAGUAAAGACCAUCAAAACAACGGUAAGGCCAACGGUGUGGCCAACGGUAUGGCCAACGGAAUGUCAAACGGAAAAUCAAAAAGCGAUUCCCAGAUAGUGUUGUCGAACGCAUCCUUUAAAUGGGAUUCCGAUGAGACGACUCCCAGUCUCUCCAAUAUAUCACUCGAC
Medioppia subpectinata is the source of this 780-nucleotide messenger RNA. The record is from the annotation of a GenBank genome assembly. NCBI's taxonomy places the organism in Eukaryota, Metazoa, Arthropoda, Arachnida, Sarcoptiformes, Oppiidae.